Molecule: messenger RNA, 1413 nt
Organism: Dovyalis caffra
Lineage: Eukaryota; Viridiplantae; Streptophyta; Magnoliopsida; Malpighiales; Salicaceae
Source: the annotation of a GenBank genome assembly
AUGUUGAAAAGAACAGUGAAAGAAGCCGAAGCCAAGAUUCUUAGGAACUCUCUCUGCACUUCUUUCUCUACAGUUCCUUCUUCUGCUGAUUCUCCUCCUCAACUCCCACCUUUUGAUUAUCAGCCAAAACCUUACAGAGGACCAUUAGCUGAUGAAAUCUUGCAAAAACGCAAGAAAUUUCUGGGUCCUUCUCUUUUUUACUACUAUCAGAAACCUUUGAAUAUAGUUGAAGGAAAGAUGCAAUAUUUAUUUGAUGAAAAUGGUAGGAGGUAUUUGGAUGCUUUUGCUGGGAUAGUGACUGUAUCUUGUGGGCACUGCCAUCCUCAAAUUUUAAAUGCAAUUAUGGAGCAAAGCAAGCUGCUCCAACAUGCUACGACCAUUUACUUGAACCAUACUAUUGCUGAUUUUGCUGAGGCCUUAGCAGCUAAGAUGCCAGGAAAUCUCAAGGUUGUCUAUUUUGUAAAUUCUGGGUCAGAAGCUAAUGAAUUGGCGAUGCUGAUGGCUAGACUAUACAGUGGUAACCUUGAAAUGAUUUCGUUAAGAAAUGCAUAUCAUGGUGGAAGUUCUGGUACAAUAGGACUGACAGCUCUAAACACAUGGAAAUACUCAAUUCCACAGGGUGAAAUUCAUCAUGUUAUUAACCCAGAUCCGUACCGAGGAAUCUUUGGCUCUGAUCCUAUUGGUUAUGCCAAAGAUGUGCAGGAUCACAUCGAUUAUGGUACUUCAGGAAAGGUUGCUGGAUUUAUAUCUGAAACAAUUCAGGGAGUUGGAGGAGCAGUUGAAUUAGCCCCUGGAUACUUGAAAUUGGUUUAUGACAUUGUGCGUAAGGCAGGAGGUGUUUGCAUAGCCGACGAAGUGCAAACAGGGUUUGGCCGCACAGGAAGCCACUAUUGGGGUUUUGAGACUCAAGGUGUCAUCCCUGACAUUGUUACUAUGGCAAAGGGCAUUGGAAAUGGUUUGCCAUUAGGAGCUGUAGUAACAACACCAGAAAUAGCACAAGUAAUGGCGCAAAAAAUUCAGUUCAAUACUUUUGGUGGGAACCCUGUGUGCUCUGUUGGUGGACUUGAAGUAUUGAGAGUCAUAGACCAAGAGAAGCGUCAAGAGCAUUGUGCUGCUGUUGGUUCCCACUUGAUUGGACGUUUGAGAGAGCUACAAAAAAGUCAUGACAUCAUUGGAGAUGUAAGAGGCAGGGGCUUAAUGGUGGGGAUAGAACUUGUGACUGACAGGAAGGAAAAGACUCCUGCCAAAGCUGAAACAGCAAUCUUGUUUGAGAAACUUAGAGAACUCGGCAUCCUAGUUGGCAAAGGUGGAAUACAUGGAAAUGUGUUUCGUAUCAAACCACCAAUGUGUUUCACCAAAGACGAUUCAGACUAUCUUGUCGAUGCGUUGGACUAUUCAAUGUCAAAGUUGUGA